Zootoca vivipara (common lizard) is the source of this 636-nucleotide messenger RNA. The record is from RefSeq and is a predicted model, not a curated record. Lineage: Eukaryota; Metazoa; Chordata; Lepidosauria; Squamata; Lacertidae.
AUGUCUCCUGUUUCUCAUGCUGCCGGGCUCUCGCUGCUGCAUUUGGGGCUGGGGCUGACCACGGCCGCCACCAACACCAACACUGGCAUCGGAAUCUGCUACACAAUAUUUGACCUUGGCUUCUGUUUUGAUGUACCAUGGUUCCUGAUUGAGACUGCACAGUACUUGUGGUCCAUCCUGAGCAGGGGGCUAGCCAUCUCACUGUCAGUGGUGGGUGCUGCUUGGGGCAUUUACAUUACUGGAUCCAGCAUCCUUGGCAGUGGUGUCAAAGCGCCUAGGAUGGUCAGCAUCAUCUUUUGUGAAGCUGUGGUCUAUGGGAUUAGCAUAGCCAUCGUCAUCACCAACAUGGCUGAGCAAUUUUCUGGCAGAACUCCUAAGGAGAUUGGCUCCCGGAACUACCAUGCAGGUCACUCCAUGUUUGGGGCAGGCUUGACUGUGGACCUGUCCAAUCUCUUUUGUGAUAUAUGUGUGGGCAUUGUGGGAAGUGGUGCAGCAUUGGCAGAUGCCCAGAAUGCCAGCCUCUUUGUCAAGAUCCUCAUUGUGGAAAUCUUUGGCAGUGCCAUCGGACUCUUUGGAGACAUUGUGGCUAUCCUGUCUGCCUGCCAACUGCAGACUCUGUACAUAUUGAUUAUUUGA